Prinia subflava (tawny-flanked prinia) is the source of this 1462-nucleotide messenger RNA. It is a transcript of the gene IL10, whose product is annotated as interleukin 10. The record is from RefSeq and is a predicted model, not a curated record. Lineage: Eukaryota; Metazoa; Chordata; Aves; Passeriformes; Cisticolidae. The transcript has 5 exons. Bases 626 to 1183 code for a protein of 185 amino acids. Gene Ontology annotation, cellular component: extracellular region. Gene Ontology annotation, biological process: immune response. Gene Ontology annotation, molecular function: cytokine activity.
GCAUUAAUUGAAAAAAAACCCAACCCAAACGAAUUAAAAAUGAAGAUUUCAGGUGAUGAUGUGUGUUUGCAGAUUAGAAUGCCAAAGGAGGAGACAGAGAAUUUGUACAGUUCAUGAAAAGCAAUUCUGCUGAGUGAUGCUUGCUGCAGGUUUGGUACUGAGAUUUAAAAGUAGCAACACUUUUUUUUUUCCCCAUACAACAUUGAUCUAAAAAUAAAAAAUGGAACUGAUAGAAUAAAAUAACCUCAUACAGCACCUCAGCUUCUUUGUGUGUCUUUGGAGCUUUCCUCCUCAGCCACAGCUAAAUUUACAAGAAACAAGCAAUGUAAAAAAAAAAAAAAAAAAAUUGCAGAGUCUAAGCACAAAAAAAUUGAUGGGGUGUGAGGAGAGGAGGGGGGUCAAAGAACAGGAAACCCAAGUUGACGGGAACCCAAGUGACAUUUGGGCUUAAUGAAUGACUUAAAACCCCAAUAUUGCUCGCCAGGAAAUGGGGAGAGGAAAUGGAGCGAUGUUUUGAGAGUAUAAAUGAGGGGCUCCAUCAAGGUGACAGCUGCAGAUCUGCCUGGUGCCCUCCCGUGGGACCCUCCCAGGAGCUGCAGAGAGGGGAGCAGCCCUUCCCCACAGCAUGAGGAGCUGCUCGGGGGGCUCAGCCCUGCCCCUGCCCCUGCUGCUGCUGCUGCUGCUGCUGCUGCUGCUGCUGGGCACCGCGCCCGCCCGCGCCCAGCCCGCCUGCCUCCGCUUCCCCGAGCUCCUGCCCGCCAAGCUCAAAGAGCUCAGGGUCAAGUUUGAGGAAAUCAGGGAUUAUUUUCAAUCAAAGGAUGAGGACCUCAGCAUCCAACUGCUCAGCUCUGACCUGCUGGAGGAAUUCAAGGGGAGCCUGGGCUGCCAGUCGGUGUCGGAGAUGAUGGGAUUCUACAUGGAGGAGGUGCUGCCCAGCGCCAUGAGGAGCAGCACCCAGCACCAGCACAGCGUGGGCGACCUGGGCAACCUCCUGCUGAGCCUGCGAGCCAUGAUGAGGCGCUGUCACAAAUUCUUCACGUGCGAGGACAGGAGCAAGAGCAUGAAGAGCAUCAAGGAGACCUUCACCAAGAUGAACAGCAACGGGAUCUACAAGGCCAUGGGGGAGUUUGACAUCUUCAUCAACUACAUCGAAAAAUAUUUAACAAUGAAGAGAAGGAACUGAGAUCACCCCUGCGUCUGCAUUUUCCACACCAGAUCCUGCUACUUGUUCAAAAUCACUUUAGGCUGCAAGAGCUCAAAUUAAGUUAUCUCAAGGUUCAGGUCAAGAGCUGCAGGUCAAUAACUUCCAGCUUAAUAUUGUAUUUAAGAGUUAUUUUUUUAAUAGUUGAAUUUAUUAUUUAUUACUUCUAAUACCUCAGUGUUGAUGUUUACAGUAUGUUUUGAAUGGUGAGCUUGUAAAUUACUAUUUAUUGUUCAGUAUUUUAAUAUGGUUUAUCGCAGU